Molecule: messenger RNA, 2547 nt
Organism: Yarrowia lipolytica CLIB122
Lineage: Eukaryota; Fungi; Ascomycota; Dipodascomycetes; Dipodascales
Biological process (GO): intracellular protein transport; retrograde transport, endosome to Golgi
Cellular component (GO): late endosome; retromer complex; retromer, cargo-selective complex
Source: RefSeq, a predicted model, not a curated record
AUGUCCAACAACACGUUGCAAGAGGCGCUGACCGAGGUGCGGCAGCAAGAGUCGCAGAUGCGCCGGUGUCUCGAACACAAGGGCAAAAUCAUGGACGCUGUCAAACAUGCCUCGACUCUUUUGGCCGAGCUUCGUUCGUCCACCCUGCCGCCCAAACAGUACUACGAACUGUACAUUGUGGUAUUUGACGCAUUGGCGUACCUCGGCGCCUUUCUCAAGGACUCCCACCCCACCCACCACCUUGCGGACCUCUACGAGCUGGUCCAGUACGCAGGCAACAUUGUGCCUCGUCUCUAUCUCAUGAUCACCGUGGGUACAGUGUACAUGGGCAUGGACGAUGCUCCCGUCAAGGAGAUCAUGAAGGACAUGAUGGAGAUGUGUCGAGGCGUCCAGCAUCCCGUGCGAGGUCUCUUUUUGCGAUACUACCUGUCGCAGCGAUCCCGAGACAAGCUCCCCACUCUGCCUGAGGGAGAUGAGAACGCCGCUACCAAGGGCUCUCUGCAGGACUCCAUCCAGUUUGUCAUCACCAAUUUCAUCGAGAUGAACAAGCUGUGGGUGCGUCUGCAGCACCAGGGCCACUCGCGGGAGCGGGACAAGCGAACGGCCGAACGUCAGGAACUGCAGAUUCUCGUGGGCUCCAAUCUCGUGCGCCUUAGCCAGCUCGAGGGCAUCGACAAGACUUACUACCGCGAGUCGAUUCUGCCUGCCAUUCUUGAACAGGUGGUUCAAUGCAGAGAUAUUCUCGCCCAGGAGUACCUGCUGGACGUUAUCACUCAGGUGUUCCCCGACGAGUUCCAUCUCGCCACCCUCGACAUUUUCCUCGACACCAUUGCCAACCUCAACCCGGGAGUGUCCGUCCGACGAAUCGUCAUCACCAUGAUUGAACGUUUGGCUGCCUACGCCGCCCGAGAAGCCGAAAACGAAACCAACACUGUUGCCAAGCAGUUGAAGGAGGCGCACCUAGACGACGCUGUUGACAACGACAAGGACGGAGAUGACAAGGGCAAGGACAAGGAUGAAGAGGUCACAGACCCCCUCACCGCCCCCUCUGCGUCGCCCUACACCGAAGAGUACCAUCGAGGUAUUCCUGCGUCCAUGGACCUGUUCAAGGUGUUUUGGGACCACUUUCUGGGACUGCUCAAGGCCCGGCCGGAUCUGCCCCUCGAAGAUCAGAUGGCCAUUCUUGGAGCUCUUACAAAGCUCUCCAUGAAUGCUUACCCCGAGCGUCUGGAGUUUCUGGACCAGAUCUUUUCUCAUGCCGCCGAAAAGCUCAAGGCUGCCGACUCGGCUGCCACCUCCUCCAAGGAAACCGUUGAUGCGCUGCUGGCCAUGGUUCUGGCGCCUAUCAACUUCUACAGCCGGCUGUUGACGGUUCUGUCGGUGCCCUCGUACCUGGAACUGCUUCAAUCACAGACUGCCGCUUCCCAGCGAGUGGUUGCCAUUGCUGUGAUUGACUCUGUGCUCAAGGAGCAGGCCCAUAUCACCGAUAUUGGCGAUGCCGAAGGUGUGUUUGGACUGCUGCAGAUCCUGAUUGUUCCUCGAGGAGCUGCUGCCCAGUCUGAAGACGAAGAGUCUGAAGAUGUGGCUGCCGACCAGGCCAAAAUCGCAAAGGUUGUACAUCUCUUGUACCACAAGGACCCCGACACCCACUACAAGCUGCUUGUAGUUGCUCGAAAGGCGCUUUCUGCCGGAGGACAGCUUCGAAAGUACACCUACCCCGCUCUGGUGUUUUCCACGCUUCGAAUUGCUCGUCGAUACAAGGCCCGGGAGUCUGUGUUUGUUGACUGGAUGCAGCGGACCACCGCUCUGUUCAAGUUCAUCCACAAGCUCAUUUCCGAUGUCUCUAUCACGGGUCGGGCUGAGUACGCUCUCCGUCUGUACGUUGAUGCUGCUCAGGUGGCUGACCAAUGUGGAGCCGAGGAAGCUGCGUACGAGUUCUUUGUGCAGGCGUUCACUGUGUAUGAGGAGGCAGUUUCGGACUCACGGGCGCAGUUCCAGGCGAUUUGCAUCUUCGUCAGUGCUCUGCAGCAGACACGCAACUUUUCUCUGGAUAACUACAAGCUGUUGAUUUCCAAGACGGCUGUGUACGGCAGCAAGCUUCUCAAGAAGCCCGACCAGUGCCGAGCCGUGUACAUGGCUUCUCAUUUGUGGUGGACUGUUGACGACGACGAUGAGGACGACGACGAAAACAAGGAGACACCCGAGGGUGAAGAGAGCGGGACGGCGUCUGUGCGGGACGGCAAGCGGGUGCUGGAGUGUCUUCAGCGAGCUCUGCGGGUGGCCGACGCAUGCAUGGACGUGGCGGUGCAGGUGCAGCUGUUUGUGGAGAUUCUCAACCGGUACAUUUACUACUUUGACCACGGUAACACGGAGAUUACGGUCAAGUACAUUAAUGGUCUGGUGGAGGUGAUCCAAAACAACUUCAACGACGACGGAGCCUAUGAUGCUCAGAACAUUGAGGCGCCCAAAAAGUUUUUCGACCGAACGCUCGACUAUAUUGCUAGUCAGAAGGAGGUGGAUGAGCGCUACGAGAGCAUUGUCUGGUGA